AUGACGCUACGCCGCUCGUCGCGCGCUCCACCGCCAGCGCACAGCAACUCCUCCUCCUCCCUCUCCUCCCGCGACCGCACAACCAGAUCCAACAACAAAGCCUCCUCGCCGCGCAAGUCCGACUCGCCUGGCUCGCUCUCGUCCGAUGACGGCGACGACACCGGUCGCACCCGUCACAGCGAGGAGCUUCAGACUCGCCGCCGCACACGCGCCCAGGACAUCGAGGAGGAGGAGGCUGCCAAAAUGGACGAGGAGCUCGACGAAGAGGUCGGCGACGACGAGGAGGAGACAACACGCUGUAUUUGCGGCUACCAGGAGUACCCGGGCCCGCCGUCAGACGAUGAGGAUCUGGCGGUCGGCUCCGACCUCCAGGCCGAGGACGUGGGCGGCCUCUUCAUCCAGUGUGAUAAAUGCAAAGUAUGGCAACACGGCGGCUGCGUCGGCAUCAUGGAGGAGAAGGCGGUGCCAGAAAACUACUUCUGCGAGGAUUGCCGCAAGGAUUUGCACAACCUCUUGUCCAGUCCCAAAGGACAAAAGUACUCCCACUACAUUCCCGUCGUUGGCAACAAGGUGCUGUCGAAACACACCGCAAGAAAGUCCUCCGUUUCCAAAGAGGCCGAGUCGAGGAAUUCGAGAGAAAAAGACAAGGCGUCACGGUCGAGCGUUGAAGCGUUUACGAAGCGUCGUUCUACAAUGAACAGUCGGGCGGCGUACGAUGAUGACGAGGUUCUUCGCCAGGUUCUGGAGGACAGUAAGGGCGAAGGCGGAGCAACCGCGUCGGAAAAUGGUACCAGAAAAGGCAAAAGAGGCCGCGACGAAAGCGAAGAAGUCAAGCAAGGCAUCAAGCGGCAGCGAACUGGAUCAGGGUCUUCUAGCUCUCCUGCUCCAUCAGAGGGCCUUGACUCGGAUGAGGAUGGCCGUUCGAAGAGCAACUCGGCAAGCCAGAAACAGAAGCCACGUGGUGCCGCGGCAAGGAGUCAGCAGGAGAGAAUUGCGAGAGAACAAAAGGAAAAGGAGCGGGAACGAGCAGAAGCUGCCGGUAAGCGGAAAGGACGCGCUGACAGAAGACGUGGUGAAGACAUGGAGACAGAACAUCCUACACGCGAGACGCCAAACGAAUCCGAACAGCCAGAGACCGAGACGCCUGCGAACCAGACCCGCGACACCCCUACCGCGCCAGCAACGAAUCCCAAAAGAACCGGCAAGUCCGGUGGUCAGAAGCGCGGCGGCAAUCGCGUAGGGCGCAACCAGUAUACUCGCGAUCGCGAUGUCAAUUCAGUCGACAAGGCGCCGGGAUCGCCAGGUCGGAAUGGAGUGCGCAAUCACAAAGACAAAGAUGAAGAAGGAUCGCCAGUGAACGGGACAGAUACGGCAGCAAAUGGCAGCGGCAGCGAUGUCCCUGUGGUGGGAAGGAACACCAAGAGCGGCAAGAAGAUGGGUGUGUCCAAGCUCGAUAAGAUAAGCUGGAAAGAUAUGAACGGAACGGCUUCACACAUGCUGGAAUACAUCUCGCGUGUUCAGGUCGAGAUGGCCAGCGAGAAGACGUCCACGACCACCUCGGCCAUGGCUGUCGUGAAGACGCUCCAGGUGGUCAAUGGCGACACUCCGGACAAGAUGGCUCACGCUGACGGCAACAACUCCAUUGCCAAGACAGCAGACGGAAAGGAAGAGAAUUACGGCACGCUGAACAGCCUUGAGAUGAUGGACGUGCUGACACGAAACCUGGUGUUGUGGCAGCAACAGUUUGGCGAACACCGGGACAAAUGA
Messenger RNA from Diplodia corticola, 1767 nucleotides. RefSeq names its product transcriptional regulator. Bases 1 to 1767 code for a protein of 588 amino acids. Gene Ontology annotation, biological process: negative regulation of rDNA heterochromatin formation; negative regulation of silent mating-type cassette heterochromatin formation. Gene Ontology annotation, cellular component: Rpd3L complex; Rpd3L-Expanded complex. The transcript is spliced from 4 exons. Lineage: Eukaryota; Fungi; Ascomycota; Dothideomycetes; Botryosphaeriales; Botryosphaeriaceae. The record is from RefSeq and is a predicted model, not a curated record.